AUGUCUAAUCUCACACUAUUGCGGGGUAUAUGCCCUACGCCUUUCUUUCAAGAAAAUCACUUCACCGAUGGAGGCUAUAUCAAUGGACGACUAUGUCAACCCGUAACAGCAGAAAUCAACUGCUGUCUACCUUGCCCCAUGACCGAUUACGCAUAUCCAGACAACUUCAAACAACUGACUUCGGUGGCCAGUUGGAUCAAUGUAGUUGGCAUGAUAUGUUGCGUCUUCCUCUUGGUAUCAUGGAUAUGCCUUCCUAUCGAAAAAACACACCGUCACUACCUGAGCAUAAGUCUUACGUGCGCGGUUGUCUUUAUGAAUCUGGGCUUCAUUGUGCCCCUUGCAGCCAAUCCCGACCAAUGCUAUGAUCAAAUUACCCCUAACAGCAUGGAAUCGAGUGCGGUAUGCGCCGUUUCAGGAUCAUUCUUGCUUUUUGGUGGAUGGGGCGGUGUGAUGUGGAUUUUCUUGCGAGCUCUGUCAUUGCACCUCCAAAUCUGCUGGCAGAUGGUCGUAGGCCGCAACUUUAUGUGGCUCUCGCAAGUCGUCGGCUGGGGCAUUCCCGUUGUUGGAUUGAUCCUGCUCCUCGUUUUCAGCGGAGUCUCUUUCCGAUUUGGCCAAACGUGUCACAUCAAUCACGGCAACAGCCUGGCAGAUUUCUGGAUACCUCUGUUGGUCUUUGCAGGCCUUACAGUCAUCAUUCAAUUUGCUACUUUCGGUUACUGUAUCAAGGUCUACCUUGCAUCUCUGGCUGACAGCGCCGCUUCAACGGAGAAUUCUGCUGGCCUUCCCGCAUAUUCGAAUAGUAUCCGUACCAUGACUCCUCGUCAAGCAUAUCGAAGAGUACGAAGGGUUAUCCAGCUUCAGUGGCGAGGCAUCGUUAUUGUACUCAUCAUCAUCUGUGACGUCGUCUUCUUCGCCUUGACUUUUGUCUUCUUAGACAACACAGUUGAAUCGGUCAAGGAUAAUCCGACUAGCAAGAAGACAUCAGCCUGGAUUGCCUGCCUCGUAACGCAUAAGGGCGACAAGAACCAAUGCUUGUCAGAGGCCAGUCAACUUGUUGUUAGCCUGCCCACGGUUAUUGCCGUACUCAUUCUUUUAGCAAUGAACGGCAUAUGGCUGGUCUUGCUUCUUGGGCCCGGUUCUAUGGUGACUGGCUGGAGAGAGUAUUUCCUCUCUCUAGGCGGCAACCGCGCCAAGAAGGAGUUUGUAUCAGUAGAUGCACGCAUGGAGUUGCAGAAGGAUACUAGAUCUUAUGAAAUGUUGUCUCGCGACUCCGGAAAAGCGGAAUCCAUACUAACGCCUAUUAGCCCUGCCGUAUCCCCUACCGGUCCACGAGAUGGACGUCACACUCCCGACUACUUCGGCCCGCAGGCCACGCGAUACCAACCACACUCUCGAUCCUUCUCUUCGCCGCGACCUCCACAGCAGGUGACAUGGGAUACCGUAUCUCCGUAUGGUCCACCACCAAUGCCACCUGCGCAACCGCGGCGCAUGGCGGACGGGUCCGAUUAUGAAGAUAUGAAUCCUUUAGGCAUGAACAGAAUAUGA
This is a messenger RNA of Truncatella angustata, 1545 nucleotides long. RefSeq names its product G-protein coupled receptor. The transcript has 4 exons. Bases 1 to 1545 code for a protein of 514 amino acids. Gene Ontology annotation, biological process: G protein-coupled receptor signaling pathway; cell surface receptor signaling pathway. NCBI's taxonomy places the organism in Eukaryota, Fungi, Ascomycota, Sordariomycetes, Amphisphaeriales, Sporocadaceae. Gene Ontology annotation, molecular function: G protein-coupled receptor activity. Gene Ontology annotation, cellular component: membrane. The record is from RefSeq and is a predicted model, not a curated record.